Drechmeria coniospora is the source of this 1215-nucleotide messenger RNA. RefSeq names its product monooxygenase. The coding region runs from base 1 to 1215 and encodes 404 amino acids. NCBI's taxonomy places the organism in Eukaryota, Fungi, Ascomycota, Sordariomycetes, Hypocreales, Ophiocordycipitaceae. The transcript is spliced from 2 exons. The record is from RefSeq and is a predicted model, not a curated record. Gene Ontology annotation, molecular function: FAD binding.
AUGGGCUCCACGGCCAAGCCCAUCCUCAUUAGCGGCGCCGGCGUCGUGGGCCUGACCCUCGCCCACGGCCUGAAGCAGGCGGGCAUCCCCUUUGAAAUCUACGAGCGCGACCGGGACGUCGACGCCCGCCUCCACGGCUGGGCCAUCACCCUCCACUGGGCCCUGCCCUACCUGCGCCAGAUUCUCGACGACGCGACCCUCGCCGCGGUCGACGAGGUCCAGGUCGAUCCCGAGGUCGGCCGCAACGACAACGGCAACUUCCUCUUCCUCAACCUCGACACGCUCGACGCCAAGUUUCGCAUCCCCCCCAACGAGCGGCGUCGCGUCAACCGCGAGAAGCUGCGCAAGGUCCUGCUGCGCGGCGUCGCGAGCCACGUCCGCUGGGGGAAGCGUCUCUCGGACGUGCGGCCGCUCGACGGCGCCAUCAGGGCCGUCUUUGAGGACGGGACGACGGCCGAAGGCAGUCUCCUCGUCGGUGCCGAGGGCUCCAAUUCGCCGACGAGAAAGUUUCUCGUCCCCGACGCCUAUCAUAACUACCAGCUCCCCGUCCGCCUGCUGGGCGUCUCCCUCGACCUGACGCCGGCCGAGGCCCAACCUCUGCGGGACAUCGACCCCUUGCUCUUCCAAGGAUGCCACCCCGAGACGGGCAACUACCUGUGGAUCUCGCUGCUCGAGACGCCCGAGACCAACGGCUCGGCCGGCACGCCCCUCGAGCGCUUCCGCAUCCAGGUCAUCAUCUCGUGGCUCUUCAAGGACGCCACCGAUGAGGUGCCCGCCGGGGACGAGGCCCGCGUUGUCGAGAUGAAACGCCGCGCGGCCGAGUUCAAUCCCGUCCUGCGCCGCGUCGUCGACUCCAUCCCGGCCUCGUCGGCCGUCAUGGACAUUGCGCUGCAGGACUGGCCGUGCCAGCCGUGGGACAACCGCCAAGGCCGCGUGACGCUCGUCGGAGACGCCGCCCACGCCAUGACCAUGUAUCGCGGCGAAGCCGCCAACCACGGUCUCCUCGACGCCUUCCACCUCCUUCGGGAACUUCGGGCGCUGCACGCUGGCAGCAAGACGGCGGAGCAGGCCAUCGGCGAUUACGAGGCCGAGAUGAGGGGCCGCGCCGUGCCGGCAGUGCUUCUGAGUCGACAAGCGUGCCUCGAUGCCCACGAUUUUCAUGGACUGAACGAGAACUCGGCCGUGUUGAAAAGGAGAGCGAUUCCCACCAAGUGA